Messenger RNA from Glossina fuscipes, 3632 nucleotides. Its product is annotated as SCY1-like protein 2. The transcript is spliced from 4 exons. Gene Ontology annotation, molecular function: protein kinase activity; ATP binding. The coding region runs from base 111 to 2726 and encodes 871 amino acids. The record is from RefSeq and is a predicted model, not a curated record. Gene Ontology annotation, biological process: protein phosphorylation. Lineage: Eukaryota; Metazoa; Arthropoda; Insecta; Diptera; Glossinidae.
UUGAAUAUUUUCAAGAAAAAUUUUAAAAAAUUAUAAAAAAUUAAUAAGCAUAAAAAAGUGCAAUAAAUACCAAUUGACUUUGUCCUUUUUUUAUCAGCAAGCUUCAAAUCAUGGAUGUAAUCAAUAAAUUUUAUUCUACUGUACACACAACCGUUGCUCAAUUGUCAGGCGUCUUACCAGGUAAUAAUGUCACCCGUGAAUAUGAAAUAUUGGAUCAACUGUGUACAGCUGGUGUAGGUUUAUUAUGGAAAGUAUACAACGGUUAUAAAAAGUCUACCAAACAAGAAGUUUCUGUGUUUGUGUUCGAGAAAAAAAAUCUGGAACGUUGGUCUCGUGAAGAUAAGGAAGCUAUUUUAGAAACACUAAGAAGAGGAGUGCAACAAUUGACUAAAAUACGACACCCCCAUGUUUUAACUGUUCAAAAUCCUUUAGAAGAAAGCCGUGAUUGCUUAGCUUUUGCCACUGAACCAGUAUUUGCCUCGUUGGCGAAUGUAGUGGGCGAUCGGGUGCAGGCCGAUAAAAAGCUAUAUGAUAUAGAGAUACGCCACGGUUUAUUGCAGUUAUUUGAUGGAUUACAGUUUUUACACAGUGAUGCUAAAAUAUUGCACCGAAAUAUUUGUGCCGAGACAGUUGUAAUCAACAAAAAUCGAAACUGGAAAUUAUUUGGUUUUGACUUUUGCGUGACAAAUCAGCCAGCUCCCGAUGGCACAGCGUUUUGGCCAUGCAAAGAAUAUAGUAGUGCAAUACCAAUGAUGGCUCAACCCUGUUUGGAAUACUGUGCUCCGGAAAUAGCUUUAAAUAAUAUUAAUUCCACAGAUAGUGAUUUGUUUUCUCUGGGAGUAUUAAUAUUCACCAUAUAUGCUGGAAAACCUUUGAAAGUAUUUGGCAACGACUAUACUGCCUAUAAACGUUAUGCGGCGGAGUUGAAUCAACGUAAAUAUCCACCUAUGAACGCAUUGCCGAACGAAUUGAUGGAAAGUGUAAAAGCGCUUCUGCAUCCAAGUCCACAUUUAAGAACGAAAUUGCAUGAACUGAAAAAAAUUUCAUAUUUCCACGAUGUGGGUGUUAAGACUUUAAAUUAUUUAGACUCUCUCUACCAAUGGGAUAAUCUCAAUAAAUCUAAAUUCUAUAAAAGUCUGCCACAAAUUAUUCCUACUCUACCCCAUCGCGUUAAUUUGCAUUCCAUACUACCACAUUUGGUUAAGGAAUUUGUUAAUUGUCCUAUGAUACCGUUUGUGUUGCCCAACGUUUUAAUUAUAGCUGAAAUGAGCAGCCAAAAGGAAUACAGCGAUCAUAUCUUAACCCACCUGAUACCAAUAUUCAAAUUAAAAGAACCUAUACAGACACUCUUGAUACUAAUGCAAAAAAUGGACUUACUGCUUAAGCUAACAGCGCCAGAGGAGGUUAAAUUGCAUGUUCUACCUUUACUAUACCGUUCUCUGGAGUGUGAUAUGCCGCCGCAGAUACAAGAAUUAUGUUUAAUUGUUUUACCGACAUGUUCAGAUCUAAUUGACUACAAUGCUAUGAAGAAUUCAGUGAUACCGAGAAUCAAAAAGCUAUGUGUAGCCAGCACUCAUGUUUCGGUAAAAGUGAAUUGCUUGAUAUCAAUUGGAAAACUUUUGGAGAAUUUGGAUAAAUGGUUAGUGUUGGAUGAAAUUCUCCCAUUCUUGCAACAAAUACCAUGUCGUGAGCCAGCUGUCAUAAUGGCAAUAAUAGGUAUAUACAAAAUUGCUAUGACCAAUGCAAAAUUGGGUAUUACUAAAGAUGUUUUGGCUAAUAAAUGCAUACCUUUCUUAGUACCUUUAAGUAUAGAGUGCGGUUUAACUGUUGCACAGUUUAAUACGAUAGUGACAUUGAUUAAGGAAAUGUUUUGUCGUAUGGAAAAGGAGCACAGAGAAAAACUGGAACAACUCAAUACGAUACAAAGAGGCAAUAAACCUAAAGAUGCUGCUGAAAUUUUGGCUAGUGAACUGGACAAAGGUAGCUUUGAUGAUAAGACAGGCGAUGUGCUUCCUACCUUUUCUAUAAAUAAAAAUACGAAAUCUCAGCUCACUUUGCAACCCAGCAAACCUAGAGAACAGUUAAAAAUAUCGUACGAGCUAUCAUCUAAUCAUAAACCGGAUAUUUUAUCAUCUCUGGUGAAACCCAAUUUGACUAAUAUAAGCAAUAAUUCGCCACCAUACGCUGCUUUGUGCACUUCCCUCUGCACAACAGCGCCCAACAGUGUCAAUGGUAAUGUACAAAUUCUCAAUUACCAACCACAAACUACAGCACCAACGAGUGAUAUCAACAACUGGGAUCAAAAUAACUGGCACAGUGCGAACCCUUUAGUUAUGAAUCAUCAGUUAUCACCAUCUACAUGUAUUAUGAAUCACCAACAACGAAGUACAACGCCAGAACAACAGUCUAAUAAUGUACAUAAUAAUAAUACCAAACAUUUUUCUUCUCUUGAUGCUUUGGAUCCAUUCAAUUGCUGUGAUGAUGGUACAGCUAACGCUAAGCACGAAACGGCUGCUAACAUAUGUGCGUCUAAAAAAUCUAACGUAGAUUACACGUAUCCGACGAGUUACAAUACAAAAACCACAAAGCCGAUUAGCUUGACGACAAUGUCAAAACCGCUAACACCGCAAGCCUCUAACAGCAAUAUUAGCAAUCAAAUAAAUCAAGGCGAUGAACACAGUUUAAUUGCUUUGAGUCAUCAGGAUAUUUUAAAUUUUCUAAAAUAAAGCAGUAAAAAUUAAAAAACUAAUCCUAGACGAAAACAGAAAAACUUAUCUGAAAAACGGGUCAUUUUACACAAACGUAAUAGCAAAUUCCUAACCAAUUUUUAGACAAAUAAUCUUGAAAUUAAAAAAAAUCGAUCACCGUUUCUUUCUCUUUUUGUUUUAUAUGUUGUGCGUACGUGCAAAACAAUACGAUUUGUCGAGUAUGUUAAAAACUACAACAAAAGUGUGAAACUUUAUGGAAAUUACUGAUCUGAAUACGGUUCUUUAAUAUUGGUCAGAAGUUUGCGCAUUUAGUGCUGCGGGCGUUGGAGUAUCUUUUUCACAUGUUUAACAGAAUUCUAUAAAAACUCUUCCUCUGCAUACUGCUUAUGUCUUACGAAAUAAUAGUUAUCUUCCCUCUUAUAUCCGGAUAGAAUUAAUAGUACUACAAUAUUUAGUGACAUUCCCUUACCAGGAGAACAAACAUCCCAAACAAAACUUAACGUUUUAGGUACAAACAUGCGGAAUGUACGUUAUGUUGUAGAUCCUUUGAAUGUAAGUCGCAAAGACGUCAUUCUUUGUAAGGACAAGGAUCUGCAAAUAGGAACAGUACUCAACGCUUAUGGUCGUGCGAUAGAACAGAUUGUAAACAAUGAAAGAAGCGCGUAAAAUUUUGUAUGUUGGUUGAAUUGGGGCGAUCAGAAAAAUUCGUUCUCGUAAUAAUAGAUACAACGUACACUAAUCAAAAUAAUUUUCUGUGCAAAGCGGAACUCCAAUUUUUGGAACAAAAUGCGCAGUCCCGAGUUAUCCCGAACUAAUGUCUGCUCUUGUCGUUUUGUGUCAAAAUUGAUUAGAAAAUUGUGUUUAUAUAAGAAACAACACGUAUGCUUAUACAUAACUUAACAAGAAAUAUAUACAUUUCUAACA